ACAUAUCUCCAUGUCCGUUGUAUCUGUCUUUCUGGUCGGAGACCCGUUUCUGCUGAGACGAAGAUAGAACGGGGGAGUCAAUGGGUCCGGUUGGGUUGCCGCGGGCGGAGUCGUCUGUCGUCGCCGCCGGCGGGCUCGGUUUGCCCUCCCCCCCAGUCCCUUCCUCAGUUCCCUCCAUCCCUCUUCGCGCGGCACCGAGACUGAUGGAGCGGGCGAUUGCAGAGGCGGCGGUGUAAGGGAGUGCUGGAUCCACAUGUCGACGUCGUGAGAUUCUGCGGCGACCGAAUCCAAAGCGUCUGCACUGGCUCCCCCUUUCUGUGCAACGCAUUACAUCCCCACGGUGUUCGACAACUUCAGCGCUAAUGUCUUCGUGGACGGCAACAUCGUCAACCUGGGCCUAUGGGACACCGCUGUGUUCUGUUCUUUCGUUCAGGGCAAGGAGACUAUAGCAGGCUGACAUAUUCGUGCUGGUCUUCUCCCUCAACAACAGCGCAAGCUACGAGAAUGUUCUUAAGAAGUGGAUGCCGCAGAGCUUUGCUGAUUUGCCCCGAAUGUUCUGAUUGUUUCUUUGAAUGGAGAAGCCCACUCUCAGUUUCAUUUUAGAUUACCCCCUCCCAAUUAAGACCCAUGAGCGUGACAGGGCCAGGACGCGCAGGACCGCUACCUGACGCCUAGCACAUAGCAUCGACACCGCAGCAAUGAACUCUCCAGGGAAACCAUCAGAAGAAUUAAACUAUUGGUGUAGGAGAAAUCUCAGCUCGGUUUCUGCUAAACAGAUACCUCUUAUAGAGGUGAACAUUCCAUUGGUGAUGGCACCACCUUCCCCAUUCAUGUUGAUUUCGCUAACUAUCAUCCAGUGGAGUUGCUUAACAGUGGUCAAGUCAAUGGCGAGCAGGCAUGGCAAGUCACAUCACUGGAUGUUCCUUGAUAACUUCCUGUAUCAUCUGGUGGAAAAAAGAGAGACAGCGAUAGAAAUGAGCAAGCUCCGUCUUGUUAAUCUCGACAUCGAUUGCGUGACAAAACUGGAUCAUCACCUUUUCAUCUAUGUUUACUACCAGGGCAAACAGGAAGAAUCUGUUAUAUCGGGUCAUGCGGUAAAGCGCACGCGGGGAGAAUGGGGGGGCCUCAAUGGCGCCUUGGGGACGGGAAACCAGGUGGGUGCAGACAUAGAGGAAGGAGCGGGACGGAAACUACGAGCAAGAGAACGCAAAGAGAGUUGCGGCCAAGUGGAGGAGGAGGAGGAGGAGGAGUGUCUUGCGGUAAAGCGCACGCGGGGAGAUGGGGGAGGCAUCAAUGUUGCCACAGGGGCGUGGAGAGGGCAGGCGGGCGCAGACACAGACAAAGGCCAUGAAACGAAACCAGGAGCAGGAGAACAGAAAAGGAGCUGCGGCCAAGAGGGCGAAGUGGAGGAGGAGAAGGAGGUGAGUGGCCCUGGAGGAAGCAGCAUAACGGUAAAACAUACGCCGGUAGAUGGGGGAGACCUCCACAUCAGUGACACCCUUAGAACUAAGAACUUGCAAGGUGCAGGGGCAGGCCGAGAACCUGGAAAGCAACCAUCAAUGGAACAUCAAAAGAGCUACGGCCAAGAGGACGAAGAAGAGAAAGAGGAGGUUGGCCCACUGAGCAAGGAGGGAUCUUGCUGGAAAGAAGAUAAAGUAAAGUUGGUAAAUGAAGUGGGAGCAAAGAAACUGUUCAAGUCCAUAGUCAAGGAGGUGAGUGGCCCUGGAGGAAGCAGCAUAACGGUAAAACAUACGCCGGUAGAUGGGGGAGACCUCCACAUCAGUGACACCCUUAGAACUAAGAACUUGCAAGGUGCAGGGGCAGGCCGAGAACCUGGAAAGCAACCAUCAAUGGAACAUCAAAAGAGCUACGGCCAAGAGGACGAAGAAGAGAAAGAGGAGGUUGGUCUACUGAGCAAGGAGGUAGAAAAGAAACCGUUCAAGUCCAUAGUCAAGAAUGCUACCAGUGAGCAACCUGGAGGGAAACUAUUGCUAUCUCGGUAUCAUCAAGGCCUUGGAGCCUGCCUGGAGCAAAUAAGACUAAAUGAAUCUCUAGAAAAUCUGGUUCCUGCACUCAGAAGUGCAAUGAAGUAUUCAAGAAGAAGAGCUACAAUAAUGAAUCUUCCAAAGCCAUGGGUAGAGAAAAUCUUGGAGAAUCUGAUGUAUCCAGACUUGUGUCGAGCUGUUUCAUCAUCCUAUUUUUUCCUAAGAGUGAGCAUGUCGCCAUGCCAUUGUGGCGCCUUUAUCAAACAUAGCUCAUUCCUCGCAGCAAUUGUUCAGCCCACUGCCCUCGUGUUAUUGUCGCCUCAAGGAUGUCUCGCCGACUGUUGGAACCCGCAAGCCGAAUGCUGCAGAGGUAUAUUGCCGUGGCCUACAGGAGCCGUAGAUGGUACAAAAUCCUGGACUGCAGAAAAGGCAUAUUCUUGUAUCGAGGCAUUCAACAUCAGUGCAACUUGAUGUGAUGAGGCCAUUUCAUACAAUGGUGGCUCAAACACUCCCCGCAGUUUCACUAUCAGAUCAGGAGACGUUGAUUGCUGCUGUAAUACUUCCCUGGGAGGAGCACUUUUCUGUCAUCAUGAUUUCCGGAUCUAUUGACUCAGUAACCUGGAGAAUAUUCCGCUCAGAUGAAGGUUUCUGGAUACAAAGGCGUGCUAGUUGCUCUAUAGACACAUCAAAUCUUUCAUCAUUGAGAUCCCAUGCAGUCUUUGCAUCUGAUAGCUUGUACCUAGUUGAUGCCCACAACAAAAGGAUUUUGCAUUUCAGCACUGACAAAAAUGUGUUAGGUACGGUUCCUUUGCCUCCAGCAUGUCCCAGUAAACUUACUGUGAAGAAUAACAUCCUUGGAAGAACAAGAUGCGGCAACGUUUGCUGGGCAAUUCUGGACCGAACGCACAUAUCUAUAUUCAUGUUGGAUGGUAAUCAUUGGACAAGAAGAUGGAAAUGGUUGCUACCAGAAAAGCUAUACAGUUGUUGCUUAGUUGGAUUCGCCGAACAGAGCGGACUCCUGAUGAUUGAGUGUUUCGUUAUAAUUGGCUGCCUCAACAUGGAGACCGGAGAAGUGACGUACCUUGAAGAAACUAUAUCUACGCUCGAUUGUCUGUGCUUUGAGAUGGAACAUAGUCUAGCUGAUCAUAGUCAUUAGUUCUGAAUUCUGAUAAAUGCAUGAGCAAAUGAAGCCCCAGUUUUGUUGUUUCAUAACAAAAAAAUUUGACGAAUUUAUUGCCAAGAGGAUAGACUAUUGAUAUAUACUCUGCAAUGAAUAGUUGAUUCAAGUACUCAAUCCA
This is a messenger RNA of Brachypodium distachyon (stiff brome), 3283 nucleotides long. RefSeq lists its product as uncharacterized. The transcript has 14 exons. The record is from RefSeq and is a predicted model, not a curated record. Lineage: Eukaryota; Viridiplantae; Streptophyta; Magnoliopsida; Poales; Poaceae. The coding region runs from base 699 to 2456 and encodes 585 amino acids.